This is a messenger RNA of Vicia faba (fava bean), 816 nucleotides long. Lineage: Eukaryota; Viridiplantae; Streptophyta; Magnoliopsida; Fabales; Fabaceae. The record is from the annotation of a GenBank genome assembly.
AUGGGACAAGAAUCAGAUUCCAAAGCCAGGUUGGUGUUAGAGAUUUGUUCCAUUUCCACACGUUCUGCAACAUGUGUUCAUACCAUUCUUUCAAACCCAACCAAAACAACUUUCAUUGACUGGUAUUGCAUUCUUGGAGUAGAAGAAAAUGCAGGGGUGAAUGUCAUUCGCAAGAGAUACCGAAAACUGGCUUUGCAGCUUCACCCAGAUAAGAACAAACAUCCAAAGGCUGAAAUUGCCUUCAAGCUUGUUUCUGAGGCAAAUGCAUGUCUAACUAAUGCAGCAAAGAGAGAAGCUUUUGAUUUUGCGAGGUACAAGCAUUUCUGCAUUGAAUGCAAGAAAAUUCCAUAUACAACUACAGACAAUGUUUCUGGAAAUUCCAAUGGUUCAAGUUUUUCGGCAUGGAAUAUUAUCACAAGGUCAAGAUCUUCAAAGUUUUGGAGAAAUAUUAGGGAUAUUAGAGAGAGAUUUAAGGAAGAGGCUAAUGUGAUUGAGAAUUGUUUGAGAGUAAAUUCAAUGUCAAGGACAGAAUCUCCACUCUACAAUCCUGAUAGUUAUCUAGAUAGAAGAAGCAAGUCACAAGCACAGCAUAGAUUUGAGAAAGAAACCCCUAUUUUCAAUCCUUCAGAUUACUCAUACCAAGAUUAUCCUCAUAUGAGAAGCCAUGUUAACAAGAAUUCUUCCACAUUUUGGUAUUUGCAGACAAAUAGUAUGCUGCACAACGAAAAGAGAGGACAGCUUAGCUCCCCUGUUUUUGAGGUCAAAAGUAGGAGUAUGUUUACCAACCAAUUUGCUUUUGUACCAUCAAGAUAUUAG